CCAGGAUUUCAACGACGAUUGCUCGACGAGAGACACGCGGUGGAAAGAGAGAGAAAGAGAGAGAGAGAGAGAGAGAGAGAGAGAGAAAGGAGAGAGAGAGAGAGAGAGAGAGAGUUCAGUCGUUUCGUGGCUGCCGAGUUGACCGGGCGUGUCGUAUCGAGCUCACACAAGCUUUCGCGCCGGUUCCGUGUUCACCUUUACGUUUAUCUUCCUAUCUUCUUGAAAUCCAUCUCAACGUUUCAAUAACUUUCGAAUCUCGAAUAAGAGAAUGGAUUGUACAACGCUCGCGAAGAUUCUCUCGUUCCUGGCGUUGAUACAAUACGCCAUGUGUGGAAUCGCACCGGACCCGAAGAUCUUCUUCCCGACGAUCGAAGGUAAUCUGACAAAGAUCGUCUGGGCUCAUGCCGUCAAUAGCCAAGCUAACUUGUCUAAGGCACUGACCGCGGACGACAUCAUGAUGGUCGAAGCCGACGUUGUGAUGGGCAACCUGAACAAUUCCAUUAGCAAUAAUACGAACAUACCGAUAAUGGCUCAUCCACCGGAUACAGAGAGCGAUCUCUCUCUUGAAGAGUUUCUCUCGAGUGCUCUUAAUAGUACCAAGGGCGUAAAACUUGAUUUCAAGACACUCGAUGCCUUCGAACACAGCAAACCUAUACUUGCCGAAAAACGAAAAAAGUUCACCAAUCCUUUGUUCUUAAAUGCCGACAUUCUACCUGGACCGGUUGACGCCAAAACCAUUCCACUCGAUUCCAAAUCUUUCCUGACCGGUGCAAUGGAGGUUUUUCCAGAAAGUAUCCUAUCUAUUGGUUGGACGACCAGAUAUGGGUCAGAGUUCAACAUAACCGAAGGCCAUUACACGACGGAACAGAUCCAGAAGAUGAUAGAAACCUUAACGGAGAAUAAGGUCUCUCAGUCGAUAACUUAUCCAGUGAGAGCAGGUCUCGUUGCUAACGACAUUAGCGCCAUGAAAACGUUGCUAAAUCGAAGCUCCAGCUUUGGCAAUGUAACUUUGACCAUCUGGUCUAGCCACGGCGAUCAAGUCGACACGAAGAAACUCUCCGAGUUGAUAACAACGAUCGGCGUUGAUAAGGUCUAUGUCGAUGUUCCAGAAGAUGUUUGGAACAAUCUCGACUUGACUAGCGGUUCGUCGACCUUUAAUGUCGCGAUGAUGACCGCGAUGAUGCUCCUUUCGUUCCUUUUUGUCAGGAUGCUGUGAAGCAAUCUAUGUGAGGAUCAAUCGCGGUUUUUAGAAAAUACAACUUUACAAGAUGCGAGCAUCUUCGUCCAUUCUGGACGACGUCAAACAAGAAUGAACGCUUUAGAUCUCGCAAUUUCGCUUACCGCCGAUCAAUUUUUGAAGAUCGUUCAUCGAAGGAUCGUCGUUUUCCUUACCAUUUUUUUUAAUCAACUGCAAGGUCAAACGUUUUUCUGUCUUGAUUCUUCGUAUUUUUCUUCAUCGUCAUCUUCCUCUUCCUUUCCGUACGCGCAACGAAAAUAAACGAGGAAGAUUUCGGAGGACGAAUUCUUGCGAAUUUGUCGUAGUCGUUUAAAAAAAUUAAAUCAACAUACACAAUUCCUUUCGCUUAUAAAUAUUAAUAAUAAUCGAACAGUAGGGAUAAUUCACUUGUAGGAUUAGACGCACAAUUUUAUCAAAUACCGUUUUAUACAUUUAACAGAAAUGUCAUUUGAUUCAUUGAGAAUCUCAUCAAACGAGAUAUAUAUACGAAUUGCCUGAAAAUAAUCAUAAGAUUUUAUCGUCGGUGUAUCGCUGUUAUUUCAAAAUUAUAAUCUAAUUGAAAUUUACCGCAAGAAUCUUAAUCAAAUUUUUAGGUCGAUUGAGGAAAUAAUAUUCUUGAAUCCUAGAUAAUUUAAUUUUUAAUAGGACACAACAUGUAAACAGCAUUGAGAACGUUUCGCAUCAAAAAAUUAACAUUGCCUCUUAUCAUAUUUGUUUAUGAACGUAUUAUUAAUUCUCUAGCGCGAGAUCGCUCUAAUUAAAAGAUAAGAAAUUAUACUUCCUUUCAUAACGGAUAAUUAUUUUGGCUAAGUUUAACUUUGAACGUAUAUUUUGAAAGAAAGAUUACAAAGUUUUACAUUUUCUAUGAACGCUUAAAUUUUUUCAUUUUUUUUUUUUUUUUUUUUUUUUUUUUUUUUUUUUUUUUUUUAUUAAAUCAACUUUAAAGCAUCUCAUUUGUUGAUUAUUCAAAACUUCGAAGACAUUCUGUACCUACAAUUAACAUAUCUCUCAUUCAAUGUCCUAGAUGCAAAUAAGCUGAUAAUAGGAAUUUAUGUAAGCCACAUAUCUAAGCCAAAGGAUAUAAUAAUAUUUAAAUGUAUAAAUACGGUGCAAGAGCACUGCGUUUGUUAACGAAACAAUAAAAUUAUUUACAAUCCUACGAA
Vespa mandarinia (Asian giant hornet) is the source of this 2400-nucleotide messenger RNA. RefSeq names its product protein FAM151B. NCBI's taxonomy places the organism in Eukaryota, Metazoa, Arthropoda, Insecta, Hymenoptera, Vespidae. The record is from RefSeq and is a predicted model, not a curated record.